UGGCGCGCCCACGUGCAAUAUUCUGGUUUACCAAACACGCACGUGCUGACGGUGAAAGAAGGAAGAGGUGGGCUGCGCAACUGAGGUCAUCAGUGCGCAACUCUGCAUGCAAGGCGGAUCUAUUGGAAGUAUAAGGUUUCUGUAGAAGUUCUUUUCCCCAUCAGUUCGCUCGAUCCAAUUGCAUGAAUGAUCGGUGACCGUGCUGCGUAAGGAUCUCAACAGUAGCGUGGGAUACUCUUCAGUGCGCUUUAAGUUUUCUACUUUGCAGCCAGCAGCGGUGCAAUUGCGCUGUGUUUGAAAUAACCAAGACUGACUUAAACGACGGGAAAAAAAAUAACACCACCAUGGGAUGGCUGUUGUGACCUAUCCCUCGACAAAUUAUUCCGUCCCCGGUCCCCUGGUUUCUUGGCGGUGUCCACGGCCAUGAGGUUGCCAUGUCCUCCAACGAUUCAGAGCUCAUCAACUGCACCAUCGAUCAUGAGAUCCACCAGUACCUCUUCGCUGGGGCCUACAUCCUUAUCCUGUUUGUGGGCCUCCCCGCCAACGCCUACUCCCUCUACCACGCCUGGGUGCAGCUCAGGGCGCGGAACGAGCUGGGGGUCUACCUGCUGAACCUCACCGUCUCCGACCUGCUCUACCUGGCCUCGCUGCCCAUGUGGCUGCAGUACAUCUUCCUGGGGGACGACUGGCGCCACCACGAGUGGCUGUGCCAGCUAUGCGGCGUCCUGCUCUACGAGAACAUCUACAUCUCCAUCGGCUUCCUCUGCUGCAUCUCCAUCGACCGCUACCUGGCCGUGGUCUACCCGUUCCGCUUCGCCGCCUUCCGCACCAUGAAGGCGGCCACUCUGGUCAGCGUCUUCAUCUGGGUCAAGGAGCUGGCGGUGGGAGCCAUCUUCUUCAGCCACAAAGUGCUGAGCGUGGACAGGACCAACCAGAGGGUGUGCUUCGAGCACUACCCGAUGAAGCCCUGGGAGUACCCGGUGAACUAUUACCGCUUCUACGUGGGCUUUCUUUUCCCGCUCUUCAUCUUGUCCGUGUCGUAUUUCCGCGUCCUGCGCGCGGUGAACAAGAGCGCCGGCACGCAGACGGCGCAGAAGACGCGCAUCAAGCACCUGGUGACCAGCACCAUCCUCAUCUUCCUGGUGUGCUUCUCGCCGUACCACGUGUUCCUUCUGGCGCGGACGAUGCUGGAGAGAAGCUGCGGGUUCAUAGAGAAGGUCUUCAACUACUACCACUUCUCGCUCCUGCUCACCAGCUUCAACUGCGUGGCCGACCCGGCGCUGUACUGCUUCGUGAGCGAGAGCGCCCAGCGUGGCAUCCAGGAGGCCCAGCGGGUGUGUGCCAAGGCCGUGUGCUGUUGCAGACGCCCCAAAGACAAGGGCAUGGCCAUCACUGGUCGCCUAGCGAUCACUGCCACACAAUCCAAUGAGGUGGCUACUGCCAGUGACAGCAGAACUGGUGCUGCAAUGGUCACAUUGUUACAGCCAAUGAAAACCAGUCAGGAUGUAUAAGGAGACGAACAUGUUUAGCUUAUCCCCAGUGGGCUGGCCCAGGAAAUGUUUCUAUGUCUGUUACAGAUUAUGUAUGUAUUUGUUUAACAUAUAUGAAACUUAGCUUUAACGUAGACAAAGUCAUGUUAAAGCCAGUAUGUUUAAAAAAAAUCUAUUUGAAACUAAACUCAAUGUGUGUGUCUUUGUACUCUUACGGAUCUUAAGGGCAUAGCCACCACCUAACCUGGUUCAGCGUAGUCUCACGGGGGUCAGACGUUUGCGCUAUGUCAUGAAAGCACA
Molecule: messenger RNA, 1790 nt
Organism: Clupea harengus (Atlantic herring)
Lineage: Eukaryota; Metazoa; Chordata; Actinopteri; Clupeiformes; Clupeidae
Gene: gpr68
Product: G protein-coupled receptor 68
Biological process (GO): G protein-coupled receptor signaling pathway; cellular response to pH
Cellular component (GO): membrane
Molecular function (GO): G protein-coupled receptor activity
Source: RefSeq, a predicted model, not a curated record